This is a messenger RNA of Chaetura pelagica (chimney swift), 4215 nucleotides long. RefSeq names its product Crm, cramped-like (Drosophila) (gene CRAMP1). Gene Ontology annotation, biological process: pattern specification process. The coding region runs from base 1 to 3975 and encodes 1324 amino acids. The record is from RefSeq and is a predicted model, not a curated record. Gene Ontology annotation, molecular function: chromatin binding. Gene Ontology annotation, cellular component: nucleus. NCBI's taxonomy places the organism in Eukaryota, Metazoa, Chordata, Aves, Apodiformes, Apodidae. The transcript is spliced from 20 exons.
AUGACAGUGAAACUGGGAGAGAGCAGUGGGGAGGAAGGGGUGAAAAAGCUGGGCAAGAGAGCAGGAGAUGAGGAGUCCCUGGAAGAAGGGGCAGGAGGAGGAGGAGAGGCAACUCCGGGCAGCAGCAACACAAAGAAAGAAGAGAAGAUUAUUAACAACAACACUAAUAGCAGCCCCCCACCAAACCCCAGCUUGUCGCAGGCCCCGGCCUCCCUCCAGCCCUCCCACAGCCAUGACCAGCAUCAUUUUCUCAGGUCCAGCGUCAGACCUCAGAGCAAGAGGCUGAAGAAGGAUUCCCAGGCAUCCUCCUCAGUUGGCAGCAGCACUGCUGCAAAAGGCAAAGCAUCAGAUAAUGGUGGGACUGCAUCUGGUGGUACAUCAGGAAUUCCUGCCAACAAUCCUGCUGGGAGUUCCAAGUCGGCAGCAAGGAACUUGAGCUCCUCAGCUGGAGAGAAGGAAGAAGGGAAGAAGGUCAGACGGCAGUGGGAGUCGUGGAGCACAGAAGACAAGAACACUUUCUUCGAGGGAUUGUAUGAGCAUGGGAAGGACUUUGAAGCUAUCCAGAACAACAUUGCCCUGAAGUACAAGAAGAAAGGCAAACCAGCAAGCAUGGUGAAGAACAAGGAACAGGUUCGCCAUUUCUACUACCGCACCUGGCACAAGAUCUCAAAGUACAUUGACUUUGAUAAUGUGUUUUCUCAAGGGCUGAAAAAAUCCUCCCUGGAGCUUUAUGGCUUAAUCUGCUAUGGGGAGCUAAGGAAAAAAAUUGGGGGAUGUAUGGAUGAUAAGAAUGCAGCUAAACUCAAUGAGCUCAUUCAGGCUGGGGCAACGACUGUUCGUUACAAAGGCAGAAACCUCCGUAUCAAAGCUCCAAUGUGCAGGGCUCUGAAGAAACUCUGUGAUCCAGAUGGCGUGAGUGAUGAAGAGGAUCAGAAGCCAGUACGUCUUCCUCUCAAGGUCCCUGUAGAGUUGCAGCCACGAAAUAAUCACGCAUGGGCUCGAGUACAGAGUCUUGCCCAGAAUCCACGGCUUAGAAUGAUUGUGGAGUUACAUCGGAAGGUGUCCAGCCUCAUUGAGUUUCUGAAGCAGAAGUGGGCCCUCCAUGAAGUGCGUAUUCGUAAAACACUAGAAGAACAGCAGCUUCAAGACUCCAGAGACUCAGAAACAAGAGGCACCUUCUCAGAGGAGAAAGUUAUGCUCCAUCUCUUUCCAGGAGAGAACUGUACACUCACUCCACUGCCUGGGGUGGCCAGAGUGGUCCACUCCAAGGCUUUCUGCACAGUGCAUUGGCAGGAAACUGGCAAAUGCAAACAGAACACGAAAGACUCUCACUUACUACCCCCUGCACAAAUCCUAGGCAUCCAGAGUGGUCAGGGGACAGCGAGAGGACAGCUAAAAUACACACGGGGAGCAGAAGGUAAGGGUGUUGGAAGGGUAGAGAGCACUACAGAGUCAAGCAGAACCUCUCAGCCCACAGCUGAAGUUUCUGCAAGCAUUGAAGAUGGUACCCUGGAGCCUGGCUUGGUGGAAGGAACAGCCUCAAAUCUUAGCAUCACUAAUUCUCUCCAAAAACCACCUUCUGGACUUCAAGAUCCAGGGGGGAACCAUGAAAAGCUGAGCUCAGUGGCCUUCUGUAUGGAGAGCAAGGAGGCCGUGGCUAGUGACCAAGCAACUGUGCUACCAUCGUGCAGCACAGGUUGUGCUUGCAGUAAGAUCCCUGAUGUGGAGGAACUCUCUCUGCUAGAUCCAUUCCCACGGUACAUGAAGUCCUGUCAGGACUUGAUUGUCCCAGAGAAAUGUUCUUGCACAGAUAAAGUGCAUGGGAAAGACUCUACUCCAGGAGCUGGUGACACUUCUCCUGUGGCUUUUCCAAGUGUGAGGAGCACAGAGACAUCUGACUUGUACUCACAGCUACUGAGAGGUGGUGUGGCUUCCCCUGGCAGUGGCCCAUCCAGAUGUGAAACUCAGGCUAGCCACAGCCAGGGUCAGCAGCUUGAUGCUUGUACCAAGGAUAUAAUGGAUGCAGCAAUGGAGGAUUCUCAAGAGAAGCUGGGCUCCUCAUUUCCACCUCCACCUCAGGGACAAUCUAGUACAAAGUCUCUCAAGGAUGACCCAAGCCGGCUCUCUCAACAAGUUAGAGAAGAAGGAUGGAGUCUACGAACUUCGGAGAGCCUCACGCUGGCGGAAGUCUACCUCAUGAUGGGCAAACCGAACAAGUUGCAGCUGGAAUAUGACUGGUUGGCUGUCUUGGAGCCAGAAACCCAGGAUGCUAGGGAACAAACAUCAGAGUCAAGUGCUGUUCCUGCAUGCACCACUUUUCACAAGCAGAGACUCCUAAACUGCCUUCUAAAACUCAUCUCUACUGAAGUCAAUCCCAAACCAACACCCGAGAUGAGCUCAGUUGCCACAUCUCCUAUAAAGCCUGCUCAGGAGGAGCAGUCACUAACUCCUCCAGGGAAGGUCAUUGCCAUCAGCACCAGGAGUCCAGGUUGUGCACGCAAUCAAUCUGUCCUUCGCAACAACAAGACUUUUUCUCCUGGUGCUAGUUCCAGCUCCUCAGGUUUGAGAAACCUCCCUAGACCUCUCUUGGUGGCUGGUCCUUCAAGUUCUGGAAACACUGAUGCGGAUGGUGAACUUUUUGCAGUUCCUACAACUCUGCCACCCAACAGCCGCCAUGGAAAGCUGUUCCUGCCCAGCAAGGAGGCAGAGCUGACCUUCCGGCAGCACUUGGAUACAAUCAGUAUGCAGUCAGACUUCUUCUUACCAAAGCCAAGGAAGUUACGGAACAGACACUUGCGGAAGCCCUUAGUGGUACAGAGAACACUGCUCCCCAGGCCAUCCGGAAAUCCGUCCCAGCAUGUCUGUUCCUUCUCUAUCUUAUCGAACUCAUCCAUUACAGGGAGAGGUUCAUUUCGGCCAAUUCAGUCCUCACUGACUAAAGCUGCUGUUUCUCGUCCAAUUGUGCCCAAAGUUCUUCCAACACAGGCUACCAACCAUCUGUCUAGUGCUAUUGACUUGGCAGCUAAAAGUGCUGGUAUCAUCCCUGGUAGCCCUGUGCCUGUCCUGGAUGCAGAUGGUUUGUCAGGAGUGUCACCAUUGUCACCAGAUGGAGUGACCACGGUGGUACCAGGGCAGGAGUCAGCAGCAGCGCAGCAGAACAGAGGCUCCAUUACCACUGUAGAGGGCUCGGACCCUGGGUGUCGGGUUCCCUUCAUCAGCCUGCCAGCACAGCAAGAGCAGGAGGCAGUUCCUGAUGGUUUCCAGGGCUCAUCAGUCCUUUCUCUGUCAGAACUGCCCAAGACUCCCCUCCAGAAUGGUCUUUCCACCCCUCCACUUCCCUCAUCAGAGGCUUCCAGCACUCGGCUCUCUCCUCCCAAUGUUUCUGCUCUCUUGGAUAUUUCUCUGCCUGGACCUCCUGAAGAUGUGCUUUCUCAAGGAGAACCUGCCACUCAAAUCAGUGACUCUAUAAUUGAAAUAGCUAUCAGCUCUGGUCACUACAGUGAAGGUGUUUCUCUCUCUCCUGCAAAGCUGAAUGGCAGUGAUAGCUCCAAAAGUCUUCCAUCACCAUCCAGUAGUCCUCAGCAGAACUGGAUUGCCUCUCCCAGCCAUGAUCCUCAGUGGUACCCCAACGACUCCACAGACUCCUCUCUCAGCAGCUUGUUUUCAAGUUUCAUCUCCCCCGAGAAGGGACGAAAAAUGUUGCCAACUCCGGUUGGGACCACCAGUGGCACCUCCUUACUGGGACCCAGCCUUCUGGAUGGAAACUCAAGGGAUUCUUUUGUGUCACGGUCUCUGGCAGAUGUAGCAGAGGUGGUGGAUUCACAGCUGGCUUGCAUGAUGAAUGAGAACAGCAUAGAUUACAUAUCUCGUUUUAAUGACCUUGCCCAGGAGCUAUCAAUACCUGAGCCAACCCGCAGGGAGAUCCUGUUUGAUGGAGGAGGUGGUGGCCCCCCCAUUGGGGACCUCUCACAGUGAGUCCAGCAUGCUGGUGGUGACUGUUUGGUUGAAUUUGGAGCUUGCAGUGCUGGAUGAUGGCAAGGGCAGGUCACACAAAAGCAGCUGAGGAUCAGUUGUCCCUGUCUUGUGCCAUUGUUUCUAAAAGAGGAGCAUUGUCUUCAAAGGUCUGAAGAAGUACCUGCAAGUCCUGGAAUGUGCAAUACACUGGGAACAACAAAACGUGAAAUAGUAUUACAGGAAACGGUGUGACCCUUGCAU